Messenger RNA from Aspergillus affinis, 3114 nucleotides. RefSeq lists its product as uncharacterized. Lineage: Eukaryota; Fungi; Ascomycota; Eurotiomycetes; Eurotiales; Aspergillaceae. Bases 1 to 3114 code for a protein of 1037 amino acids. Gene Ontology annotation, biological process: DNA-templated transcription. The transcript has 8 exons. Gene Ontology annotation, molecular function: DNA binding; zinc ion binding. The record is from RefSeq and is a predicted model, not a curated record.
AUGGAGACUCCGGAUCGCCGCGAUUGCCGGGGUGCCGAUUCAACAGCGAAUUCGGUGGGGCCUGACGAUUCAGACUUGGAUGAGGAGCCGGCCAGGGGCUCCGAGUACCAGGCUAUUUGUGACGAGAUAUUAGCCCCAAAGCAAGCCUGCAACCGCUGUCGGCGGCGCAAGAUACUGGAUGAAAUGAAGGGAAAUAUUGAUAAUCUGUCACAACUGUCAACGACGUCUACACGAAUUGCCCAAGAAUCGAGUUCAGAAGCCCACCUGAAUUCUAAUGGUGAUUAUCAUGACACAACAUAUUCUGAUGGCGAGCUAGAAGACGAGCCUUCUUUUUUGAACCAUGCUCUAUUUGCAAGUCAGAUCCUGAAUGGUCAUAUCUCGGAGUCCAGUUGUUCAAAUGACCUGGUCCGGAAGAUGGCGUCGUCUUUAGAUAGAUUGCGCGAAGUUGUUUAUUCCCAAAAACGACAAAAGGCCACGCUGCAAACCCUUUAUCCGCAUUCAAAGACUAUUGUGCUUGGGAGUGACUUCAAUGAUCUUCCGAUCCCGCCUGUUGAGAUCAGUCUGGAGUGCUUGCAAAGAGCCAAAGAAAGCCAACAUGUACAGUUCUUUUGGCUGAGCGAAUUCGUCUCCCUGUCUCAGUUCACUGAAUACCUGGUCAAAGUUUACUCACCCGGGCCUAACUCCAACACUGAUCUGAUUAUUGUUCUCGGUGGCAUGUUUUGGCUUUUUUGUGAAUGCGCUCUGGAGGCCACUAAUAAAAAAACACGGGAAGAGUAUUGGAAUCAGGCCGCAGUUUGCCGAGAGACUUUGGAGACCAUCUUAUAUCAUCUACCGUUUCACGCCUCGGUUGGUUUCGACUCUGCUCUAGCCAUGAGUGUCGCGGCAUCUUAUUGUUUUCGAUCCGGCAAGCUAUCGGCAGCCUGGGGUUUUCUUGUUAACGCAGUGCAUCUCUGCCAAACCCUAGGUUUUCAUAAUCCGCAUGUCUUGCGCAUUGAUUGCCAAGAGUUCAGACAGCGCAAAGCAAAAUUAUUGUGGAGUGUCUAUACUCUAGAGCGAACUCUUUCAUUUCAUUUCGGCAGGCCAUCUACUUUCAACGACAAUGAUAUUGCCUUGCCUCGGUUGGACAUCUCUCCAGAUGAAACGAUGGACUCACCGUUCAAUAUUACACUCACUAAACACAUCCAUAUAGCAGCCAUUAGAGGGAGGGUAUAUAAUGAGAUCUAUAGUCUCAGGGCUCUGUACCAACCAAUUAACAUAAGAGCCUCUCGCGCAAGGAGCCUUGCUAGUGAGUUAGUCAGUAUCGUGGAGCAUGAGGACGAGUUUGAGAGAAGAUACAAUGAAGCCAGACGUCGCGCGUUAGGAUCAACCCUACACGAGCUUUUUCUUCGGGCUGCCAGGAUCAGUGAAUUGUCGCUUUUGACGCUAUUAUAUCGUGGCAUACCACCUGAAAAUCCAUCCAAUGCAGCCUUCUGCGACGAGUGUUUCGCUGCUGCCAGAGCUGCGUUAGAGGAACAUCAACGCAGCGUAUCCAUAAUCACUAGCGCUCAUGUAAAAGGACAUCCGCUUGACCUCUAUGUAAAUUGGUCCUUCCUUCUGUUUCCGUUUUUUCCUUUCAUAGUUCACUUCUGCCAUGCAGUUCAGACAUGUGAACAAAGAGACCUCCAUCUACUCAAAAGCGUCGUCGAAACCCUUGAAUCGAUAUCCGAGUCAGCAUUCUACCAGACCUGUAGCAAGCAGAUCCGCCUUUUUCGGGCUCUAUAUGAUAUCGCGGAGAAUUAUACUGAGUUUAAAACCAGUGAAUCUGAGCAACAGAUAGCUAACAGUGAUUUGAACACAAUGCUGACCACUAUGGGUGCUCCGAUUCUUCCCCAAUCGUCAGCGUCUCUUGCACAUUCAAUUGAUACAGCAGCUAUUGAUGGGGCUCCUACAUCUGGGAUAGAUAACCCUGCUUUGCACAACUGGAGUUCGGGGUUCGAAUAUACUUCAGGAGGGCCAUCUACUGCGGGUGUCCAGUCCAGCAUUGACACAAAAAAAGCAACUAUGAAGUACCGUGGCGUCGUCUACGAUGUCGGACUAAAGUUCGAGGAGAGCAAGUAUUCGGUCGAGCCGUUCGAUCCUGCUCAGGUAGAAUACGACAUGCGAAUCAUUGCCAACCAGCUGCACGCUAAUGCAGUGCGACUCGAGGGAGAGGAGAUCACCCGACUGGAAACGGCUGCACGCGCUGCUCAUUCGGUGGGUCUAACUGUGUUUUUCAAUCCCUGGAAGAUGAAUGAGGGCGUCGAAGGGACCCGCGCCUAUUUUCAAAAGGCCGCACAGGCGGCCGAACGAUUAUGUCAAGAAGGGCUUGAUUUGGUCUUCGUGGCUGGCUGCGAGUAUACGAUCUUUAGCAAGGGGAUCUUUCCUGGCGACUCGUUCUAUGAACGAGCAAUGUGGCUUGGUGCUCAGUUGACGAGCGGUAAUAUUUCGGAUGAUAUCCCUCCAGCCGUGCGAGGCAAGUCCGUCGAGCUGAAUAAAGUAUUGCGCUCUUUCGCGGAAGUUAUUCGCGCCGAAUUUGGGGGACUGUUGACAUAUUCAUCUGGCACCUGGGAGUUGGUAGACUGGGACAUCUUCGACAUAGUGGGUAUCGACUAUUAUCGGCGAGGCGAGACCGAGGAAAAGUAUGUAUCAGGACUCGAGCGUUACAGGUGCGAUAAGCCCCUUGCGGUUAUGGAGCUCGGGUGCUGCGCCUACGAGGGAGCUGCUAAACGAGGAGACGGUGGUUUCAUGCUUCUGAAACGUACGAAUCCGGAUGGUAGCGGCGUGUUUGAAGACGAUGUCGUCCCGACCAGGAGCGAGCGUGAGCAGGCCGAUUAUCUAAGCAUACAGCUCGGUCUUCUUGCUGCUGUGGACGUCCACGCGGCUUUCGUCUUUGUCUUUGCGUUUCCGUGCAUGCCAACAGGGGAAGGGUGCCGGGAUCUUGAUAUGAUGUCUUUCUCGUUGGUCAAACAUUUUCCUGCUGAGGAUUCGAGGUCGAAGGGUAUGCCUCCAUGGGCGCCGAAGGAAUCGUUUCACAGGGUCGCUGAGGUCUUUCGCUCUAUGCUUGAGUCCGAUCCACAGUCGCUUACUGUAUCUUGA